Molecule: messenger RNA, 925 nt
Organism: Scomber japonicus (chub mackerel)
Lineage: Eukaryota; Metazoa; Chordata; Actinopteri; Scombriformes; Scombridae
Exons: 6
Coding region: 56-682 (208 amino acids)
Source: RefSeq, a predicted model, not a curated record
AGAAGAAGAAGAAGAACUGAUUGUGUGUGCUGAAUUUUGACUAGAUUCACUCAUCAUGAUGAAGCUGAUCCUGUCUCUCACUCUCUUCUGGACUCUCUCUAGCACAGCUGAAGCUGUUGAGUGUUGGCUCGGUGAAGGGGUUGACACAAGCAGAAACUUCUUAUUUCCAUGUGACACUUCUCAGCUGUGUGCAACUAUUGGCCUGCAAGAAAAUGUGACCGGGAUUCUCCAGCAGACCACCUUGAGGUUGUGUUUGCCGACCGCCCUUUUCAGUGAGGGAAAGUUCACCUAUUCUUACAAUAUAGGUGUGUCAGAUGUGGCUGCUUCUCUCCUCCUCUGCAACACAGACCAAUGCAAUGGUCAACCCAUAGCGUACCCUGGUGCUCAGCCAAAAAACAACCUGCAGUGUUUCACCUGUGACGAUCGAUCCUCUACUACGUGCACCAGUAAAGUACAGUGUGCUGGAACGGAGGACCGCUGCGUUAGUGGAACUGCGGAGGAUAACGAGGGCUCGUUUCCUGUCUAUGGAUGUGCUACUGCAAAACUGUGUGAAAUUGCUGCGCGCUUGGAUCUCCUGCCCGUUCCGGUUCCUAUUGACUUUCCUCGUCCACCAAAUUGUUGUGGAAGCAACUUAUGUAACAAGCGUGGUCUGUCAAAGAACAAAGGGAAACUAACAAAUUAGGAAAGUAGCUGUGUAAUGUGUGUAAGUAGACCAAAUACAUUGAUCAUCUUUUCAUUGAUUUACACAGUGAGAUUCAUCCUGUCCACAAAAUGACUGAGCAACCAGUGAAUCUUGAACUUUAAACUAUUUUGAUUGAAAUUCUGAAAUAUUUGGUUUUAUGUAGACUAUAAUUUUGCACAAAUUACCUCAAACACAACCGCUGUUGUACAUGUUUAUUUCAUUAUUUCUUUCCUGGAAAGACGA